UUCCUCCGCACACUCUGCAGCGGUUUUGGAUUGGACGAGCGAUUGUUGUUGCUCAGAGAACCCGGAAGAAGCGCUAACCUUGACAAGCUAACACAAACACAUGUGCGACAGACUCAGAAAACAAGGAUCAGUUUCGUUUUAAUUAAAAACACCGAGAUGAGAAGAGCGGACAUUUUCCAGUAGCGGUGCCGCUUCCUUCGCUUAUCUUGUUCUCCUGCGAAAGCUACAUCUUUAAGCUAGCAAAAUGAAUGGCUAGCACUUAGCACAUCCACCUGGUUUCUUUGUGGUUUGUUGCCUCCAUGUGAGCGUCUCCUGUUUCCCCACGAUGCGGUUCCCUGUUGUCAUUGUUAGCAGAAGCUGUAAAGUUGUUCACCGGUUGAAGCAAAGUCCGUUUCUCUCGCCUGCUUCCGCUCUGUGGAGACACGAGAGCGUCUCUGUGCUGAGGGAUGUGUCCACAGAUGUCAGGAGCCACUACAUCACCACCCCCAUCUUCUACGUGAACGCUGCUCCUCACCUGGGACACCUGUACUCAGCGGUGAUGGCGGACUGCCUGCACCGGUACAAGCUGCUGCAGGGCUUCAGCUCAAAGUUUGCAACAGGCACAGAUGAACAUGGUUUGAAAAUCCAACAAGCCGCUGAAGCUGCAGGGAAAGAUCCGCUGACCUUCUGCACCGACGUGUCAGAGAGAUUCAAACAUCUCUUCAGCAGCUGCAACAUUUCGUACACAGACUACAUAAGAACCACCGAGCGGAGACACCGUCAGGCCGUGGAGCAUUUCUGGUCGGUGCUCUGGAACAAAGGGCUCAUCUAUAAAGGACAUUACGAAGGCUGGUACUCCACACAGGAUGAAAGCUUCCUCACGCCGUCGCAGCUGGGCGAUGCCGUGGACUCAUCAGGAAACCAGAUUAAAGUGUCACUGGAGAGUGGACACAAGGUGGAGUGGAUGAAAGAAGACAACUACAUGUUCCGUCUGUCUGCGUUUCGGUCUCAGCUGCUCGACUGGCUCCGAGGAAACCCCCGAGCUGUGCAGCCUGAGUGUUUCCACCAGCUCGUCCUGCAGUGGCUGCAGCACGACCUCCCUGACCUCUCGGUGUCCCGUCAGAGCAGCCGCCUGCAGUGGGGCAUCCCAGUCCCCGACGACCCCGAGCAAACCAUCUACGUGUGGCUGGACGCUCUGGUGAACUACCUCACAGUAGCUGGCUAUCCACAUAAACACCAUCAGUGGUGGAACAUGGUCCACCACAUCAUAGGAAAGGAUAUCUUAAAAUUUCACGCCAUCUACUGGCCGGCUUUCCUCCUCGGGGCUGGACUGCCGCUGCCACAGACCAUACACGUGCACUCCCACUGGACAGCGGAGGGAAAGAAGAUGUCUAAAAGUUUGGGUAACGUGGUCGAUCCUCUUCAACGCUCAGAGAUGUUCACGGCUGACGGUAUGAGGUACUUUCUCCUGCGUCAGGGUGUCCCAGACUCUGACUGCGAUUACACCGAUCUCAAGGUGUUCAAGCUGCUCAACGCAGAGCUCGCCGACUCUCUGGGAGGUCUGCUCAACCGCUGCACAGCGCCGGUUCUUAACCCAGCUCAGGUCUACCCCUCGUUCUGUCCUCAGUCCUUCCCAAGGGAACAGGGAGGCAGGGCGGUGGCUGAAGACUACCACAUGCUGGACGCAGUGAAAAACCUCCCUUCUGUGGUGGAGCGGCACUACGAGAGCAUGCACGCGUACAAAGCCCUGGAGGCCAUCGCUGCUUGUGUGAGGCAGACCAACGGGUUCGUCCAGCGCCACGCACCGUGGAAGCUGGACAAGAGGGACAGUGCAGAGCAGCGCUGGCGAGACACCAUCAUCCACGUCUCCCUCGAAUGCCUGAGGGUUUAUGGAACCCUCCUGCAGCCAGUGGUGCCAGAGAUUUCUAACAAACUCCUGUCCAGGCUCGGGGUGCAACCAGACGAGAGGAGCUGGGCCUCUCUGAACUUCUUGCCAAGGUAUCAGGGAACAGACUGUCCCUUUGAAGGCAGAGCGCUGGGAUCGGACUCAGGAGUGUUGUUUAGUCGCUUGGAAAGUCCGGAUGCAGAUAAACAUGAACCCAACAAAGCGAAAAAGGCAGCAAAAUGUAAAUAAGCAAUUGAUUUAUUUUUCCUGUGGACUGAAUCAGUAAGAAAUAAAAAAAAACCUGUGGGUCACUUUAA
Hippoglossus stenolepis (Pacific halibut) is the source of this 2181-nucleotide messenger RNA. RefSeq names its product methionyl-tRNA synthetase 2, mitochondrial (gene mars2). The coding region runs from base 326 to 2113 and encodes 595 amino acids. The record is from RefSeq and is a predicted model, not a curated record. Gene Ontology annotation, biological process: methionyl-tRNA aminoacylation. Lineage: Eukaryota; Metazoa; Chordata; Actinopteri; Pleuronectiformes; Pleuronectidae. The transcript is spliced from 3 exons. Gene Ontology annotation, molecular function: methionine-tRNA ligase activity; ATP binding.